AUGUCCACUGCAAAUAAAAGGCGGCGACGCAAACCGUCACUUCGAUCUACUUCAGCAGACAGUACGGUACAAGCAAGUCAUUAUACUGAACUUUUAAGAAAAAGACUACGUCAAGCUAAACUACUUGUCGAUGAUGAUGAGCCGGUAGUAGCGAUGCAAACUCGACACGUGAACAAUCGUCAACACGCUAUGCCGUUCCGCCAAGAAUAUAUCGAACGGUUGGUGCACGAAUUUCGAGAACUUGAUCGAAAAGUAGCUGCACACCAACGCAAGGAACGCGAAGAGAAUGAUAUGAAACAUGCGCAUGAUCUUCAACGAUUAGAAAAUACAUUAGCAAGAAAACAACGCGAAAUGGAACUGUAUAACAAUCGGGAUUUAACUCGAGAGUUACUUGCAGAACAUUUACAGAAUUCAACACCACAAGCGCAACUUCGAAGGAUUCAACAACUCGAAGAAGAUUAUAAACGACUUAAACAACAAUACAACCAAUUGAUUACAAGGAUUGGGCAAAAUGCGGCAGUUACCGAUAACAAUAAGCGUGAACUCGACGGUGAAAUCAAACAGAUUAUCGACCGAUUAGAACAAUAUUUAACUAAAUUUAAUAAUUAUCAAAACAUAGCAAACACUACCAAUGAUGAAUUUGAAGCAAGGCUCAGACAGUUCGAAGAAAAACAGGAGCUUCUUAACAGACAACAGGAACAACAAACAGCGUCGAUUACUCAUCUUUCUCAACAAUAUGACACACUAACAAACUUAUACCACGAACUUGAACAGAUGUUCAAUGCAGAUCAUUCUAAUUCUGCACAACAACUGGGAGACGUUCUCACGAAAAUCAGUGAUAUUCAAACUGUCGUCAAUCAAAUGGGAGAAGGACUCAAUUGGUCGCUGAGUGAAAUACCAGUACUUGGACAAGAACUUCAACGAAUUCAGGGUAUCGUCAGUCAAUUAGAGAGUCCAGAACGCUUACACGCACGUCUGAACGAGCUGGAAAUACAAACCAGUAAUCAUGCUAAUUUAUUCCGACAAUUCGACGACGCACUCCAACAAUUAGGCCGACAAAUUAAUGAUAUGGGAUUAUCACAUGGUCUUGCAGAUAUUGAGCAACACCUUCAGUUAAUCGAUCGCGAUCUGGAGCAGAAAACACGUCAAAUUGGAGAGGCAAAUUCAAUAGCCAUUGAUGCUCAACAACAACUCCGACAAUUAAAUCAAUCGUUAGCAAACAUCAACGAAAGGUUAGCUGAUUUGGAGAGGAACAGUUCGAAUCCUUCACUGAUGCACAAUAACUUGCAAGCACAGGCGAAUGUUCCAGAUGCAGAUCUCAUGGCGCAACAAGAGCAGUUAAGAAAUCUUCAAGCAAAAGCGGAUGAACUCAAACAAAUGCUCGAUGCAUUAAAUAAUUCAUUAAUUGGACAGAAUCAAACCGCUGAAUCAUUAACAAAAUUGUUAGAGGAUACAAAUAGAGAAAUGGACAGAUUGACUGCUAAUGUAUCGAGAUUAGAACAACAGAUUAAUGAAGCAAAUGGAAAACUCGAAAGAUUGAAGGAACAAAUUCCAGUUUUACCUGAAAAUCAACCAACACCAACUAGAAGUAAUCUGUUAACCGUCUCAAAUUCACCGAAAUAUACGUCCUACUUUGAAUCCUUAAUACCGAUAGAUCUACUGAAAAAUAUUUGGAAAUAA
Messenger RNA from Adineta ricciae, 1680 nucleotides. NCBI's taxonomy places the organism in Eukaryota, Metazoa, Rotifera, Eurotatoria, Adinetida, Adinetidae. The record is from the annotation of a GenBank genome assembly.